Lachnellula hyalina is the source of this 2064-nucleotide messenger RNA. RefSeq names its product 1-phosphatidylinositol 4,5-bisphosphate phosphodiesterase. The record is from RefSeq and is a predicted model, not a curated record. Gene Ontology annotation, biological process: lipid metabolic process; phosphatidylinositol-mediated signaling. The annotation marks the transcript as partial. Gene Ontology annotation, molecular function: phosphatidylinositol-4,5-bisphosphate phospholipase C activity. The transcript has 3 exons. NCBI's taxonomy places the organism in Eukaryota, Fungi, Ascomycota, Leotiomycetes, Helotiales, Lachnaceae.
UCAUAUAAGACAGCAUCCGUGCGCGCAAUGCCUCUCCUUGCUCCCUCUGGUAAACAGUUCAGCCUCCACAAGCUCGUGGCCAUGUCAACAAUGCUCUCCCCGACCCACAACGGUGCGCAUUCACGGCCCCUAGUACAGGCCGGUGGAGGAAACGCCGCUUCUGAUAUUCCUCAACACCAGCUCUAUCUUUCCCACGGGAUACAGGAACAUCUACGGCAGGUCUAUGAGGCGCUCUGCAAACCCCAAGCACGCCUACCUAAAGAAAGGUUUGCAGAAUGGCUUGCUGCCGUACAAUUUCAGGCAAUUCAACCUCUUGACAAAGACGAAUACAAAUUCGAGGAAUUCUUGGAGACUGUCUACUACAACGGAGCAUUUGAAGCUGUCAGUAAACCGCAGGAGAAGGACCUCAGCAGACCGAUCAGCAAUUACUACAUUAGCAGCAGUCACAACACAUAUCUCAUGGGAAACCAACUGUCUUCGAAAAGUUCUACAGAAGCAUAUAAAAAUGUCCUCAUUCGCGGAUGUCGAUGUAUCGAGAUUGAUGUGCACAACGGAGUACCUGCCGAUUCACCCCCGUCCGUAUCCCCCUCCAAGUUCGAAUCAAAUCACAAACGUCACGCAUCCGGAAGUACGCUGUCUAGUCGAGCUGCCGCAGCGCUGGAGAAAGCGGAGGAAAAGUACGAUUCAACAAAGUCCAAGAUCAUGAGCAAAAGCAAGCAUUUCGGGACGGAUAAGGACCUUACUGAGACGGAAGAACGGGGCAGAACAGCAACGCGAGAUACUUUGACCAUUGAAAAACCCCUCGAAAGACCAGCAUCCCUCCGAUCUUUGAGAAAUGGGGAGCCCCUUGUCCUACACGGCUGGACUCUGACUACGCCUGUGGGAUUCAGAGCAGUGUGCCAAUCGAUCCGAGAAACUGCUUUCGAGAAGAGCCCCUUUCCAAUAAUUGUAAGCUUGGAGGUUCAUGCGGAUCUAGAGCAACAAGAGACUAUGGUGGAUAUAAUGAAAGAGGAGUGGAAGGGGCUAUUGGUCGAUGAGGCCCAUGAAGCUUGUAAUCCUGAUGAGAGACUCCCAAAGCUGGAAGAACUCCUUAACAAGAUUCUCAUAAAAGUGAAGAAGGCUGCUGCCGACAAGCAGGAUCCAGUCAGUGGUGCUACUCUCGUGCCCAUUCCUUCACCGAAUGAUGGGGAUUCAGGCUCAGAAGAUGAGCGAAGCAGUGGCAAGAAAAAGGUCAAAAUCUGCGAGGCCCUCAGCAAUCUAGGAAUAUAUACCCACAGCGAGCAUUUCGUCAGCUUCGAGGCAAAGUCGGCCAAGCUUCCUCCACACGUCUUCUCCAUUGGCGAAAGCCAGAUCUUGGAACUCCAUGAGAACAAGCAAGCGGAGAUGUUUCUCCACAAUCGGGAUUUCUUCAUGCGUGCAUACCCAGCAGGAUUCCGAAUCGAUUCUUCGAAUCUCGAUCCUUCCGUCUUCUGGCGGAAAGGUGUACAGAUGGUUGCGUUGAACUGGCAGAAGUUGGAUGAGGGCGUGAUGCUCAACGAAGGAAUGUUUACGGGCGAGCAAGGAUGGGUGCUGAAGCCUCCGGGUUAUCGCAGUGACCCCUCAGAACAUAUUGAGUUCAAGACAUUAGAUCUUAAGAUCACGGUUUAUGCGGGCCAACAUAUCCCCGUACCACCCGGACAGGCUGAACACGGAUUUCAUCCAUACGUGAAAUGCGAGCUGCACGUAGAAAAGCCAGCAGAGGGAGCAGGUGAUUCUGGCGGCGACAGUCGAGGAAAAGAAGUGGAGUACAAGCAGAAAACUUCCUAUUGCAAAGGCGAUCAUCCGGAUUAUGGAAAAGAUGGUGUGGUGAUGUCUUUUCCACAGAUCACUUCAGUGGUGGAGCAAUUAAGCUUCGUGAGAUUCAAGAUCGAAGAUGCCAAGUACGCAAAAGACGAAUUGGCCGCGUGGGCUUGUAUACGGCUUGAUCGUCUGCAGCAAGGCUAUCGAUUUGUGAAUCUGUUUGACGCGAAAGGACAGGCAACUUCGGGGCUUCUACUUAUCAAAACCGAGAAGUCGUUGGCGUAG